This is a messenger RNA of Notechis scutatus (mainland tiger snake), 1921 nucleotides long. RefSeq names its product transmembrane protein 69 (gene TMEM69). Lineage: Eukaryota; Metazoa; Chordata; Lepidosauria; Squamata; Elapidae. The record is from RefSeq and is a predicted model, not a curated record.
GGCGGACUUAAACGGGAGCAAAGGAAGUGGCUUGCCUUUCAAGCGGAUAAUGGCACGGGUGUUGGUGGGGUCGGUUUGCAUGUUGCUAGAGUCGUACUUAGCCCGAAAAAAUAUAAGUUUCUCCUAUUUCGUACAAUAUUAGAGGAAACUCGUCGAUUUUUAUGCCUUAGAGUGCCUGUGACGUUCUGGGAAGCCUAAUAUACGAGUCUGGAAAGCCAUUGUAGGAACGUGGGGUUUUUUUGGGGGGGGAGGGGGGCUAAAACUAAAUCAGAUAUCGGCUGACUGGCUUUGGACUCUCCUCUGAAUAUUCGCUUCUCUGUUAGCUCCUUCGGUUUUUCCUGCUCGUAUAUGGUCUGUGAAAAUGUUCCGUUUUAUACAACAAUGUGGUUUCCAAAUUCCUUCCAAGAUAAUUCAUCUUCAAAGGUUUCUGCAGCCUAGGAAUAACUCUUGUAGCUUUCCUCUUGAAUACCAUCGGAGUUUCCUGUCAAAAUUACAGCUAUCUAAAAAGGCAUCUUUGUGUACAACUAAGAUCCAGGGAUUUCAUUCAUCUGCUUGCAGCUGGAAGAAAAAAAGGCCUUCAGAAUCUACAUCUGAUAAGCAGCAUGCUCCACUGUUUGACUUGGCAUCACUCAAGGACUCUCCGAAGCCUGCCAUUUAUGUAGCUGCUUCAGUAUUAUUUCCAUUUGUUUCAGUGCCAUUAGUAAUGGCUAUCCAAAAAGCCUCUUACCCUGAGUUGGCAUUUGCUGAAAUUGCAUAUGCUGCCUCUAUAUUGUCUUUCCUAGGAGGGAUCAGGUGGGGAUUUACUCUUGUAGAAGGAAGUCCUGCAAAACCUGACUGGCUUAAUUUGGGUAACAGUAUAGUUCCUUCCUUAAUAGCCUGGAUUACCUUGCUUUGUAAAGAUCUCACUUCAGCUGGAAUCAUGGUUAUCAUAGGUUUAAUGAUAGCCCUGAAUAAUGACUUGGUCCUUCUUCCCACCUAUCCCAACUGGUUUAAAGCCUUGUUAGUAAUUUUAACUAUAGUGGCUGCGUUUGCUACCUGCGUCACAUUAAUUUAUGUGAAUUUCUUUCCUGAACGAUAUCUAAGUUUUAAAUUAGGGGAAACAGAAGAUUCUAAGUAAACACACACAGAAUGACGAGCCUUAUGGGAGAAACAAUACAGAAUGGAAAUAAUAUUCACAAUGCAUGAAAUGAACUUGGAAAAUUAUUGGAACAGAAAACAAUAAAUGAAUUAUCUAAUUCAUUAAAUUUACAACACUAGCCAUAGAGAAGCAAAUUAGAAAGGAGGGUAGGUGCUGAACACUGAUAGAUGAUUUUUAGAUUACUUGGUUUUAAUUGUGUGGCUUUAGUGGAAUUUAGUUUCUCUUAAUUUUUUUAAUCAGAUUUGGUACAAAUAUAAACUAAUUCACAGCAUUAUUCUUGGAAAUUAAUUCUGGGUAGGUCAGCAUCAUGGUUAUGUGAAGCAUGUAGACCAAUGCUUCACUUUAAACCUGGCAGCACGUCCUCUUGAAGUCUCAGCGCAGCGGUUUUAAUGGUUUUCCCGUUCUGUCUGAACAUGUGUAUACAUGCAUGCAAUGAAUACUUCUACUGGGAUUGGUGUUUUAUUACUAACAAAUAGUAAUGAAAGCAGUAAGAUAGUUUUGAGGAAUUUGGAUAACAAACAAUUGUUUCAUUGAUUUGAAAGAAUAAUUCUGGGCCAAAGAUAUUUGGGUAAUAUGUUCUAAAUAUUAUCUCUACUAUAGAUCUACUGCUACCAACAGAUAAUAUAUCAUAUUUUACAUUAAGCAGUUUUUAGAAGUUUUUAACUUCUUGUGCUAAAUGUUGGAUUGCUAUUUGCUGAAUUAACAAAAAAACCAGUAUAAACAAUUCCUUUUUUUAUAAAAAAUAUUGUGAGAAAGAUUUAAGAUUACACUUGAGGUUUAAGA